AUGCAUCUCCCCACAAUAUUAAUCUCCACCCUCGCACUCCUUCUCUCCACCCCAGCUCUCGCAGCCCAACGGAAAGCACGGCAAACAGAUCUAGAAGCGCAAGAACUGGCUUCCCGCAUACGAAACUGCGCAAGUGCGAACUCGGGCGCGCUGAUUGACGGCGACUACUCGCAGGUGCCCGCUUACUGCUCGGAGUACAACUACGGCAUGCCGACCACGACGACGGGGAGCGACUACUCUGGGAGCAGCUACUCUGGGAGCGACUACUCUGGGAGCGACUACUCUGGGAGCGACUACUCUGGGAGCGGCUCGGGCUCGGGGUAUGGUAGCAGCAGUGGCAGCGGCAGCGACAGUGGUAGCGGGAGUGGGAGUGGGGCUGGCAUGGGGUCGUUGGGGACUGGGGCGGGGGUGAGGAAUGGGGCGUGGACCGGAGGGGCGCUUGCGCUGGGAGUUGUGGCGGUUGUGAUGGCAAUGAUAUAG
Messenger RNA from Morchella importuna, 480 nucleotides. RefSeq lists its product as uncharacterized. NCBI's taxonomy places the organism in Eukaryota, Fungi, Ascomycota, Pezizomycetes, Pezizales, Morchellaceae. The transcript is spliced from 2 exons. The coding region runs from base 1 to 480 and encodes 159 amino acids. The record is from RefSeq and is a predicted model, not a curated record.